CGCCCGCUCCGCCAUGGGUCCGAAGCGGGCGAGGACCGGCGGGGACGCCUCGGCGGUGGCCGCAGGCAGCAGCUGGGAGGCUGCGCUGGUGGCCGCCCCCUUCGAGGAGGAUGACUGGAAGCCUAGCAUCGCUUUUGUUGUUGGAACCAAAAUUGAGGAUGAAAUCCACACCAAGGCCCUGUCUCUAGCUGUGCAGGUGCCACAGCGGAAGCUCUUCAGCGUGGUAACACGUGAAGACAUUUUCAGACAGAUCAAAGAAUCUGGGAAUCAAAAGGGAAAGAAGGUUAAGGAUGUACCUAUGUAUUAUGAGGUGACAGAGUUAGCCAAAGCCUUUCUGGAUAGUGGUGAAGAAAUUCCUAUAACACUAACUGGGAAGCUGUUGAAAUUUCAACUGCUUUGUCUCAAACAGAAGGACCUUCAGAGAAGAGAAGCUGAAAAGAAGGCUGAAGAAGAGCAACAAAAGGGGAAAGAUGGAGCGAAAGCUAAAUCUUCCAGCAAGACAGCUGAGAAAGAAAGGAAAGGAAAAAAGACUGAAGUAGGAUCUCUAGCACCAGGCAGUGUUAAAAAGGACACCCAAUUGAAGCGACGACAAGAAGUGGAAGAGAAAGACAAAUACAUUGAUGAUGAACCAGAUGAUGGUGCCCAUCAUUACUUUAUAAUUUUGAAUUUCCACAACCUUCAGCUGUUGCCUGUGAUGUCUGAGCUUGGGAUUAACAUUUCAAGUAUAAUUAGAAUUUCUUCUGAGAAUUACAAGCCGUUGCAGAUGUACUUGGAAGCAAUUAAUCUUCAGGAACAAUCUUUGCUUUCACCUAAAGUUGUAGAAGCAGAGAAAAUAAAGAGAGGUGAAGCUAUCAAAGACCUGGAAACAUUUUGGAAAUACCUGGAGCCCGUUCUGAAUAGUGGCAAGCCUGGAUCAAGUCUCUUUGAUGUUGCCAGACUUCAUCACGUAGUUAAGGAGAGUGCCUUUCCCCCUGAUUGGUCUGACAGAGAAAUGCUGCUUGCAUUUGGCACUGUGCUAUUUGAAAGCAUUGCUUGUUUAAUGUAUGACUGCCUGGACUGGAGAAGACAGCAUUGUAACUACUUGGAAAACACCAAGUUUAUUAACGUGCCUGUACUAUCACGGAGCGAAUCGACACAACUACCUAUACCUGAGGCAAGUGUACAACCAGAAUCACGGGCUACACCUUCAAAGAAAAAAGGGGAAGCAGAAGAAAUUCUGCCAAUAGUAAUUUUGUCACAGGAGGAAGAAGCUUCUAUUUUGACUCCUUCUGUGGACAUGAGGUAUUACAAUGACUUGCUGAGUCAGAUUCCUGAGGAAUACUGUUCUGUACCUUUAAUACUGAACUGCAUACUGGAACAGGUCAUUGCAAGUGAAGAAGAUCUUACACCACCUAGUCUGGUGGUGCCAGAGCCCCGGGCAGAUGGGCUACAUCAUGCCAUUGCAGGUCAUAUAGCCUCUGUCCUUCCUUCUCUUUCAGUUUCCCAGAGUGAGAAAAAGCAUCUAUAUGAAUACUUUUCUCCUCAAUACAGUGAAAAAAAGACUGUCACCUCCAAAUACCCUCUCUUGUUUAACCACCAUGAUAUCCAGGCACAGAGGUUGCACCUGCUGAAGGCGCAGAGGAACUUAAAUCCAGAAAAGAUUGAACGUGAAAUGAUGGAUAAACUGCCUCUUACCAAACUUAUCCAUUUCCCCUUACCUUCAACAGAAGACAACACUAAACGCUUGGCCAGAGUACAUGAGCUCAUGCAUUAUUGUACCAGUGAACUUCUGAGUUGGGCUGAAGUAGAAAGAGCCUUCAGAGUGUUUACUUUUGAAAGCCUGAGGCUGACUGGGCUGAGUGACUCUGGUCUCCUGGAGAGCUCUGGAUCCAUGGUUGAAGGUGAUUCUGAAGUGUCUUAUAUCCCUUGGGAUAAUCCAGCCCAGUUUGCAAGACAGCUGAGACAACUGUUCCUUAUGGAAAAGAAGCUUAGUGGGAAAUCUCCUACAGGCUCUGGACAUACAGAACAAAAUGGCAAAGAUGAACAAGAUGGAUUGGCUGAUACUGUUUUGAACAAAGAAUUGGAUCUUAUUUUUUCUGAUAUGGUGAGUCCGGAAAAUUAUGGCCUAGGACCAAAUUUGGAAGAAAUAAAAAAGACACAGAGACGUUGUUUGACAGACUGGAAUUUUGAUGAGCAUUUUCAACCUCAUAUUCUUCUUCAGGUUCUUCAUACUGCAUCCCAAGAAUAUAGAUGUAUUGAUUACUUUUAUCAUACUCAAGAUAAUGCUUUGCUAAUGGUUCUUCACAAUCCUAUGAAUCAGCAUCGUUUGUGCCAAGAGACUUGGGAUAUUGCAUUGCACUCUAAUGUUGGAUUCAGGAACUAUCUUGAGCUGGUGGCUAAUUCAAUUAAAGACUGGGUGAAAGAGGAAGAAGACAAAUACCAAGAAGAGAAGAUGGCUAAGGAAAUAGAGUCUCUUAAACUGCAAAAAGCCAAAGCAGAAGGAUCUUUUAAAUUCUCUGCAUGUACUGGCUUUCCCGGUAAAGCCGAAAGUAAUAUAUCAGGACCUGACAGCAUAAUGAAGACUAUUUCAGAAUCUCAAUCGAACAAUGAAAAAAUUCCUUUUAUCAGAGAAGGUUCUCUAAAGGCUUGGAAGCAGGAGCAGAACCAAUUACGAGAGGAAGAACAACUUAAGGAAUUAAAAAAAAGAAAAAAAGAAAAAUUGGGAGGCAAAAAGAAAGAACGGGAGAUAAUAAUACAUGAAGAAGGAAAAGGUUCCAAUGAGAAUUCUUCCACAGAGAAGUUUAAAGAUGAGCCAGCAAAAGUCCCUGAACUUGAGGAGCAUCCUAGCAUCCCAGAACCACAUUCUGAGAAAGUUUACAAGUUUCUUGGCUACAAUACAGGGGAGGAUCUCAUUCAAGUAUCAGGAAGCAAUCAAUAUCUUUUCCCAUCUGAUGGAGGACAGAUUCAAGUAGAAAAGAUAGAGUUUGUAAAAGGCCUUACUUUGGUAAAGACGAAAGUAGUAAAAGACAACCACAACUUCUUCAUUCAUAUCAUAGACCCCAAGAAAAACUUAAAGGAAGUUGAAGUGCAAGAAACUGAAGAACAGAAAACUAGAUCAGGAAAAUUGAAAAAUCAAAAGAAAGCUGUGAGCAAGUUUGGAUCUUUUUCAGCCACCUUGGAAAAUGGAAUCCAGCUGUCCCUGAGUUACUAUGGACCUACAGGGAAGACAGCAGAUGAUGAAACAGACACUGUCUUAGAAAGAAUUCUGAACAUCCCUUCUGUUCAUACUCCAACAAUAAUUUCUCCUGCUACAUCAGCUUCAGGAAAAAAAGAUAAGUCUGUCAAACAAAAGUCAGGAAAAUCUGCAUCACCUGCAAAAGCAAGUCAUAGCAAAACAGGCCUUCCAUCACCUGAUGGCUUGGUAAAGCAAGAAGGAAAGAUGGAAAUAGAAGAAUCAGCUUUCCAGACACAAGCGAUGUCAAAUGGUCUUGCUUUCCCAAGUUUGAAUGUCUCCUGUCCCAAUGGACUAGUAUUAACUUUCCUUCGUGAAAGUUUUGGAGAUUUGAAAGGUGAAGCCACUACAGCUGAAGCUGAGAAAGAGGUAGUAGAGAAAAGUAAGGCCAAAGCAGAUGAAGCCGAGGAAGAGGAGGUUGAAAAAGGUGAGACCAAAGCAAAUGAAGCCGAGGAAGAGGAGGUUGAAAAAGGUGAGACCAAAGCAAAUGAAGCAAAGGAGAAUGAAGUUAUGGAAAGUGAAGGAAAAGAACAUGAGGUUACAGAAGGUGAAAUAAAGCAUGAAGACACUGAAAACAAACAGGCCAGGCAGCGUACAGUGGAAAUUCUGGUUAGGCAGAGUUACCCCCAAAGGGUAAAGAACUCUCAUCUAUAUACAUCUGUGGCAAGGCAAACAGAACAAGAGGUGUCAAGAGUCAUUACCAGUCAAGGAACUGUUAUAAAGUACAUGAUGGAUGGAUCUACCCAGGUUCUGUUUGCUGAUGGCACGGUGAGUAGGAGUCCUGGUUCUGGCCCUGUCCUACCACCACAUACAGUUCCAUGCAGAAUGGAACCAUUAGUAGAAUUGGAGCCUUCGCAUGAGACCAGCACUAAGAGAGGAAAGGGCAAUAGCAGAAACAGUCUGUUGCAGCCAAGCAAGGACAAGUUGUUUGAAAUUACUGCUCCGGGUCUGGUUAAUUCUGAGCAACCUGAGGAGAACCAGGCAGGAACCUGGAUAACAACAACUCCAUCAGGAAUUCGAGUGGGCACUGAGGGAGCAAACAGAAUAGAUCUGAAGCCACUCUUAAUCUAUCGGGCCACUGACCCAGCUGAUGGAACGGUUAUGACUGUACGAGAUGAUGAAGUAAUAAUUGUUGAGAAACUGGAUGGAAGCAGAGUAGUAGAUCAUGCUGAUGGUACUAGGAUCACAACUUUUUAUCAAAAAGAUGAACCCUCAGAAGCCUUCACAAGGAAAGUGAAAUUUGUGCGAGUAGAGAAUGCUGAGUUUGCUACUGUUACAGCGAAUUGCGAUGACAGUACCUGUUGUACCAUCUUUGCAGAUGGGACAUCUAUUAUAGCCAAGGCACAGGGAACAUAUCAGGUUUUACCCAUCAAGUCAGGCUCUCUUUUCAUUGAUGAAGAUUGCUCAGCAGUUUAUACCUGUGAAGUUCACAAUUUCAUCAGCAAGAAAGAAGAGAAACAAGCGGGAGUAUACAUUAUGAAACACACUUCCAGAACUGUUUGUGAGACGGUGGAUCCUAAAGGAAAUCUUUUCAAGGUCAUGGCUGAUGGCAGCACAUCUGUGUGUGUUUCUAACACUGGCUUUGAUGACAAGGAAGACAGAAGUUCAGCAUCAGCAAUCCCAGAAGUUAACAAACCUAUCACUUAUGAUGAACAUGUCCCCAGGUUCUUCAUUAUCCACGCGGAUGGUUCUGGAAUUGAGCUCCUGCGGAGCAGGGAUGUACUCAAGUAUCUUGGUGAAGCCUGUAGUGAUCCUGCUGCUGCUGUCUUGCAGGAUCCCGUACAAGAAUAUCCAGGCGUUUUAAGUAUUUCUGUCCUCCGCCCUUUGGCUGAAGCCUCCCCCUGGGUAACGAAGGAAAAACCAAAGAGUAUUGUUCCUCCAAAUCUUCAGUCAAGCACUUGGGACACAUUUUCUCCUCCUGAGAGGAAGAUCACAGGUCCCUCAGUCAGAACACAUGUUUGGAGGGGUCUUAGCAUUGGAUCCAGAGAGCAGAUGUGCUUGCCAGUAGCUGUGCAAAAAUGUCCCAAUAAACUGCAAAUCCGUCAGCUGUUCCAGUACAAGCCACUCAGUGAUGAACUCAGAGAAAAGCUGCAGCUUUCCCUUAAGGAAUAUAUAGACAACAUUUUAAAGUGGGAAAAUGAGCUGGAAGAGAUGAAUGUAAAAGAACCAAGAACAGAAGAGGAAAAGGAGAAUGCUGCAAGUCUCUUCAAAAUGUUUACAACCUUCCCUUACUGGGAGAAGUCAACUGAAAAUCUCAGUGAUGGAGCUCACAUAACUGAGCUGUAUGAACAGGCAAUGGCUUCUCAUCACCAGUGUCAAACAGAGAAAACAAUCACUAAGCAAAGAGAGGACCAACAGCAGAGGUUCAGCCCAAAGGGAGUAACACCAGUAUCCAAGUGGCAUAGCAGACUAGAAGAGCACAGGAAAGAACUUGAUGCUGGAAAGAAGUACUUCACAGCAAUAAGAAAAAAAAUAAUUCCUCCAUAUUUUGAAUCUGAAUUUGGCAAGGAGUUUUUCCUAAAAGAGUUUCCUGAUUUGGAAGCACUGUCUACGGAACUUCGUCCAGUUCAGAAAAAAAAAAGUGGGCAUUUCCCUCUAGAGAUGGAAAAAAAACCCAGUAGAGGAUCUGAGUGUCUUAGUACAAGUGAUUCCUUACCUUCACCUGACCCUCUGCUGCAGGCACAUUUGAAACAAAGUGAAGGUUCCAGCAGCACAACAGACCUAAACAAGGCUGCAAGAUCAGAAGAGACAUCCUUUCAACGUAAAGUUCAGAGUCUGCUGGUGAAUGCUGCAGGACAGCCAAGAAAAGAGAAAGUGAAAUUACCAUCAUCCCUGCGGGGGAGAAAACCAAAUUCCAUACCAAAUAAAAAGAUAGAAGAUCCUGUCGCAGGAAGGGUCAAAACAUCUUCUCUUGCAACACCAAGACAGCAUCUUAGCGGCUUCCAUCUUAUUCCACCCAGAGUGACUUUUGGAGUACUAAAGGAAGGCUGCACCUAUGUGACCACUGUGACCCUGAAGAAUGUUGGUGUGAACUUCUCAAGGUUUCGGGUGAAGCAACCACCGCUGCACACAGGGCUGAGAGUGAUGUACACACCAGGACCUGUGGCAGCAGGCUUGCAGGUUGAACUGGAGAUAGAGAUUUUUGCCAUGGUAACUAGAGGAGAAGACAAUGGUGGCCUUGAAGAAAUUUCCCAUGAUAUUGAAAUAUUGACAGAAACAGAGACUCUUCUCCUGCCUGUGAGAGCAACUGUGUUAAUCAAUGACAUUUAUGAGUGCCGCCCACAAGGAUACCCCCAGGGGGGAGUAGCAGCAACGGUCCAAGCAGUUCCUGCAAGCCCCAAGCCACGGUUCCGGAUUACCCUACCCCGAAAGCUUUCUAGUUAAUGUGAGUAC
Cuculus canorus (common cuckoo) is the source of this 6604-nucleotide messenger RNA. RefSeq names its product sperm associated antigen 17 (gene SPAG17). The coding region runs from base 14 to 6595 and encodes 2193 amino acids. The record is from RefSeq and is a predicted model, not a curated record. The transcript has 47 exons. NCBI's taxonomy places the organism in Eukaryota, Metazoa, Chordata, Aves, Cuculiformes, Cuculidae. Gene Ontology annotation, biological process: axonemal central apparatus assembly; epithelial cilium movement involved in extracellular fluid movement. Gene Ontology annotation, cellular component: axonemal central apparatus.